Molecule: messenger RNA, 2502 nt
Organism: Spizellomyces punctatus DAOM BR117
Lineage: Eukaryota; Fungi; Chytridiomycota; Chytridiomycetes; Spizellomycetales; Spizellomycetaceae
Exons: 1
Coding region: 82-2400 (772 amino acids)
Biological process (GO): negative regulation of DNA-templated transcription
Cellular component (GO): nucleus
Molecular function (GO): RNA binding; metal ion binding
Source: RefSeq, a predicted model, not a curated record
UGCCAACCUUCGAAUCGUUAUUAAAAAAAAGGAAGAAAGAAACUAGUACUUGAGUGGUUUCUAUACCGCCCCGGACACCACAUGUCUGACGUACCCAACACAGACCAACAAACCUCGACCACAGAGAGUCGUCGAGCCAUUAUGGGUACGCUACCGUCACCCUUGCCAACGCAGUCUGAUAGUGGUAUAUACAUAAACCCAAAUUCUUCUCAAGUGGGUAGCAGCUCUAUUACGGUGCCUCUUCUCGAGGUUCCGUCUACUACCAUUCCUCAAGGUCGUUGGGGUGAGGGGCUGAAAGAAGGCUUUGAGGAACAUGCUGUUGAUACAGUUGUCUCAACCGACUCGUCGACCAACAUUGAAGAGGAGCCACCAAAGCGGGAUGAAGCGGGCCCGAUCAAAGUGGAAGUUAUAUCAUCAGAUAUGUUUAGCCUUCCAGUCUUGCCUACAUCGCCCAACUCGCCGCUGGAGCUCAAGGACAAAAGCGGCAAAGAGCACCAUAAUCCAGACCUUGACAAAAAUCAUGUCAAUGUCACCGGAGAUAACAGGGGAGGGAAGUCUUCCGCAUCCCUACCACAAUCAUUUUUCAAGCCGUUUGCACUUCCCAUCCAACAGUCGCCGGAGACUCGGCCUGUAGCCCCAAAGAUCAAUUCCCUCCUUUCCAACGGCAGUAGAUCGUCAUCUGGUUCUCCUUUUGCAUUACCCAUUGUCGGGGCCCUACCUACCCAAUCAACCUCUGCGGAAGAUAGUGAGCUUGAGGAAGGGGAAGUUUCCGAUUCGUGGGAACCGCCAACCACAGAAGUGAAACAAUCAACAGACGAUGAAGGAGGUCAAACAGGUCUGGAGGAGGAUUCUAAAGACGAAGGCGAUGAUUGGUCAUCGAAUGAAGAAUCGGAGAGCGACGACGUGAAUCGACCUUUCGCGAUUGACCCUAUUGCGAUGUCCUGGAUGCUACAAAAUGGAAAUGGAGCGCAUCUCCCACUCCAAUGGCAGGGGAUGGAUCAGGAUCGGCUGAUGAAGCGGAAAUCAGAGGCUGAUGAUGUCCCAUACGACGGACCGGAAGCGAAGCGGGUCAAGACGACAAAGAAGAAGUCGAAGAAACGGAAAAAGAAGGGAGUAACCACCCCAAACUUACCGUAUGGAGCUUCCGACAACUCAUCUCUUCCGGAAACGGAUGACAUCGAAACAGAACCCAAACUCCAAGGACACCAAAGACUCGAGCUGCUAUUUGGCACCACAGUUACCAACCCCAUCCUGCUAGCCGAGGCCGCCCCAUCUUCUCCACGAUUACAAGCAAGAGUGCCUACGUCCGAGUCCCAAAAAGAAGCCCAAGUCCGCCAUGCCGCUGCGGAACGGGAACGCAAACACCGCGAAAGAGCUGCCACAACCCCUUGCGAAUACUGGGCCUCAGGCCGGUGCUUCAUGGGCAACCACUGCCCUUUCUCUCACGCCGGGGAAGGCAAGCCAUAUGUACCUAGCGAACGCCUUCCGUGUCGUUUCUUCAAAUCAGGCCAAUGCGUCCGCGGGAACGAAUGCCCAUGGUCGCACGAUCUGAAACUGGAGCCUUGUGUCUAUUUUCAUGCCAGAGGAGGUUGUGCCAAAGGGCCAUCGUGUCCCUUUUCGCACGACCAAUUGACAGAGGAACAAGUACAACGGCUAGUACACGAAGAGCAGCGAUGGAGCAGCCGAAAGAGGAAAGGGUAUGGGCAGGGUGGAGAGGAAGCCCCUCGGGCCGUUGAUUGGGUGGGCAUAUAUCGAGCGUCAUUGGGUAUCCCAAAUACUAUCGCGCUCACACCAGAAUCCCGCUCGAGUAGCGCUAAAAGCAGCCCUCGACAACCUCCUGAAUUGCCAUCCAACGACUCGACAAUACCUGCCACUUUUAACUUGUUUGCAAACUCUCGAGUAGAUCCGUUUCAGACAGAACAACCCUCCUACCCGAAACUCGGUGAUCCGCGCCUGUCAUCCUCAACCCCUCCUUCAGAUCUACCAGCGGAGCCACGAAAACGUGCCUUCAAUUUACCACCAGCACCGAAUCUAAAUACCCUGUUCCCGGCGGCCGUGAAUACCCCGCCUGUCGCAUCCGCUCCCAGUUCUAUGAUCGAGGAACCGACAGUUGGGCCAACCGAAUUCCGGAUAGAGGAUGUAGAUGUAGAUUUACUUCGCGGGAUUCCAGGUGCAGAGUCUGUACUCGAGAGGGUGAGCCGACAAACACCGUCAAUUGACCUACAUGGCCCCUCACGUGAGAAGUUUGGUGACGGCUGGGAACGAGGUCGUGGACGCGGAUGGGGACGGGGACGUGGAUUUGGUCAUCCUCGAGGAAGGGGAAGGGGGCGCGGGAGAGGUUACGAUGGAGGUGGGCGGGGUCAGUGGCGUGGCGCCAGUCGUGGCGGGAGACCAUUUUGAAUUGGCGUGCGCGGGAUAUGACCAUACUGCUGUAUAUUUGCAUACUGUCGGUCUGCCACCACUUUAUAUACAAAUCCUAUUAAUAAUAAUUACAGAAACAAA